GCUAUGGUAAUACAUAAUGGUCUUGGUGUGUAUGCCAUUAUUGGUGACGUUGUUUUUUGCGGUGUGUCCAGGUCGUUAUGCAACGGGGCGUCAUGGCACUACCCAGGGCUUACGGCAACUUAAUGGCUUACAAAGGGUAUACACACAUCUACCUUACUGCAGCGCCCUAAAGCCCGAGUCUGUAACUAUGGAUACUAUAUGCCUAUCAUCAUGUGGUACUAUCGAGCAUGAAGACGGCGUGGUGUGUAACCCUCAGGCAGAGACAUGGAAGAUUAGGCUGAACGCUGACAUCAAGAGCGGCUUUUCGAUAAAGGACGACUGCCCUGGAAACCAAAAGAGGUUCAAGUGUUUACCAUACCAGAGCAAUGAGAUCCAAUGUUCGGACGCUUCAUUUGACACAUACCCUGCUGGAUUCAGUUGCUUCACUCAGUGUGGUGAGCUGAAGUGUCCAUCGAAUGACUACAUGACCCCUGUACCGGCAAAUGAUUUUAAGCUUGCGGAUUGCAAAAGCAGCUACCGCGUGAGGUGUAGGAUUCACCCUAAGAAUAACAACCAGCUGAUCAACGUACCCGAUUUGACUAUGGAGUUACAAAUAGGUCACCUAAAGUACGGUCGUAAGGCAGCUGGUCAUCAAUCAUAAAAUCGAAUGAUUCCAAUAUCGCAGCGCAUUAACAUGGACU
Molecule: messenger RNA, 680 nt
Organism: Babesia bovis T2Bo
Lineage: Eukaryota; Apicomplexa; Aconoidasida; Piroplasmida; Babesiidae
Exons: 7
Coding region: 17-640 (207 amino acids)
Source: RefSeq, a predicted model, not a curated record